Molecule: messenger RNA, 1589 nt
Organism: Sycon ciliatum
Lineage: Eukaryota; Metazoa; Porifera; Calcarea; Leucosolenida; Sycettidae
Product: endoplasmic reticulum resident protein 29-like
Exons: 5
Coding region: 181-969 (262 amino acids)
Biological process (GO): protein secretion
Cellular component (GO): endoplasmic reticulum; endoplasmic reticulum lumen
Source: RefSeq, a predicted model, not a curated record
UUUGCAGUACUUGAAGGCAUUGGUUAUUUUCAUUCAGAAGGAGUCGCUUGCAUCCUGGCCUGGACCCCCAGUGUCACCGUGUCGGAGAUUCUCAUCACGCAAACCACCGUGUCGGAGAUUCUCAUCACGCAGACGACCGUGUUGUGAGCAACGAAGAGUUGAAACUAUUAUUACUUUGCAAUGGCUGGGGGAGUAUCACUAGCGAGCUGCUGCUGCUACAUUGUGGUGAUGGCUGUAUCAAUGGUGUUGCAGGCCUCCUUGGGAAGCUGUGCACGAGGUGUGGUGGAACUGGAUACGCUAACGUUUGAUAAGGAACUCAGUGCUCACAGCCAUCUCAUUGUCAAGUUUGACACAUCCAUGGCGUCCGGUGCAGCGGUGGAUGCCUACAACAGCUUUGCACGCCUUGCUGCUAAGCAACCUGAGAUCAUGGUGGCCAGUGUGGGAGUGUCGCCCCACAGGGAAAAGGAGAAUGAGGAACUGGCCAACCGUUUCAGCAUCACUGCGAAUGACUUCCCUCGUAUCCUGCUCUUCGGCCAUAGCCAAUCCACAACCGUUGUGCCGCUAUCGGGGAAUGUAACCGUUGAGAACCUGGUUGCCUUUGUCAGGAGACACUCUGAUUUGUACAUUGCGUUUCCCGGCUGCUUGGAGGAGUUUGAUCAGCUGGCAGCUAGGACGUUUCAUGUUGCCUCAUCCAAUGCCAACACGUUUCAACUAGAUGCAAAGAAGCUAGCCUCAAAGCUCACCAAUGAGGAUGAAAUUGCCUCAGCAAAUGUUUACAUCGAGAUAUUUGGCUUAAUCACCUCGCGUGGUCCUCGAUUCCCAUCCAAUGAAGUCAAUCGAGUGAAAAAAUCGUUUGCCACCGAACUCAGCGAGGGGAAGAGGAAAGCGCUUCAACUCAAGCUGAAUAUUCUGCAAUCGUUUAUACGCCCCGCUGUGGAUCAGAAUCCACAUGGCAGGGAUGAGCUUUGAGCUGUGUGUCAGACCCAGAUACUGACUUGAUUCUAUCGGAUCUCGAUAGACACCGUGAACUUGCUUUUCAUCUCGAUUGCAAUGCACUGCCCUGAGUAUUACCUGUGGUAACUUGAUCAAUUUCCUUGGAGUAGAGUAGAGUAGAGGAAAGUUGUUUUAUUGAAAGGGGCCAAAUGCUACUUGUACCGCUCACCACAAUACGAAUUAUAGUGAUUUUCUCGGAGACAACAUAUUUUGACUAUUUACGUCGCCGGUGCUGUCAACUUUGGAAUCUUGAUACUGUACAUUGGCUAAUUUUGGCAGGUAAAAAACAUGUUUGAGAUUUUAACCGCUUAAAGCUAUUUAUGAACUAGCACGAAUUUGGAAGGGGAUGAUGUUUAUCAAUAAAUUUGUCAUGUCAUCAAAGAAGGCAUACAUAUUGCAUGCUAUGCAAAACACAAGCUUUCUAUUGGCACCAUUAAACUUUACCGAAAGCGCCCUGUUCGCCAAGCUUGCUAAAAUAUUCAAGCCACUCAAAUAAUACAGGACACACAUAUCCAAAGGACUAGACACAUGUCCGCUGUAAGGAGAAGUGUGUUGAUUGUCCUGCGGGGAAGGUGUGCUGAUUGUUGCUGGGUAUC